GAUUCGUGUGGCGUCCAUAGAAGAGUGAAGUUGUUUCUUACUGUUAAUGUUUCUUUUGUCAAUGAAAAAGACGACUACAAGUAAGUCAUCCUUGAUUUUCUCCAUCCCUUUUGCUUAUGCUUAUAUAUAUCCAGCAUUUACAUAAAUAGUUAGAUAUAGCUUAGGUUACAAGCGGUGGCCAUGAGUGGCCACGACAUUCCUCCCGGGGACCCGGGGGGAACAUUGGACUAUGUUCAAAAAAUAAAUGAAAUUAUAACUAGAUCGCCGAGCACCCAAGAAGCGGUUAGAAGUCUAAUGACCUUAUCCCAACUAAAUCAAAUUCCCUCCCUCUUAAAUAGAGAAUUUCUCUCCCAGCUUGAAUGUGACGAUACUCUGAAAGGAGAAAUUAACGAAAUAGUAGAUAGGGGGUUCUGGAUCUCUGAUAAAGGGGACAGAAUCGAUAUUAAUGAAAAAAUGGUUAUUCAUUCUGAUGUUACUUUGAUUCCGCAAAAAAUGGAAGUAAAACAAACAAAUGAUAAUAAAAAACAUGACCUUGAAAUACUUUUGUACACAAUUUACGAUACCGGACCGUUUGUAGUAAAUAUAGAAUCAAAUAAUAAUUCAGAAUUGCACUACCAAAAAAUAGGUAGAUUGUUUUCACAAAGCAACAACAAAAAUUUUGAAAUCAAUAGAGUAAUGAAAAAAGGUAAAAAUAGGGUUGCCAUAUUUUUUAAAACAUUAGAUAAAGCUAACGAAUUUAUUAAAAAUACUGACUUUUUAGCAACAUAUAACCUAAGAGCAUUUAUACCGAGACAUUUAGUAACAACAAAAGCACUUAUUCGAGGUAUUGAUCCAGAGUUUUCAGAAGAAGACAUACGGAACAACCUUAAGUCCCUAGGUAAAAUUUCCAAAAUAACUAAUGUAAGAAGAAUAAAAAAAAAAUCAAAGGAAGACAGCGGCCUACUGAUUAACACUCCCCUGGUGGUGGUUACUUUUAGAGGUAAGUUCAUUCCACAAAAAGUAGAACUUUUUCUAUGCGUAUUCCCUACUGAAAAAUAUAUCGACCCAGUCAUUCAAUGCUUUGGAUGCUUAAGAUAUGGUCAUACAAUCUCACAAUGUAAGAGUAAACAUAGGUGUGAUAGGUGCGGUGAAGGAAAAAAUGAAAAUGAAAAACAUGACAACUGUCAUUUAAAAUGUAUUUUCUGUAAUGAGGCCCACUCCUCCUCUGAGAAGGGCACUGCAUUCAAAAAUCGUAUAUGCAAAGAGUUUAUUCGGCAAAAAAAAAUCAAAGAAAUUAUGUCUAUCUAUAACUUAUCAUUCUUUGAAGCCUCAAAGAAAAUAAAGGAGGUAACCCCUCAAACAAAAACAUUAAAGGAAACAGAGGCAAUUAGAAACAUAUAUACGGAGGACUUUCCCCCGUUAACAGAAGAAAUUCCAGAGGAGGACUUCCCUCUUCGCAAAAACCUAACUUUCACUAAAAUUCUCAAUAAAACACCUAGAACACAAUUAAAACGCCCCUCCCAAUUUAAUGAAGAUAGUUACUGCAAUACAAAUGGGAGAAUCCAAGAAACCCCGAUUAAAAUAAAAAUAAUGUCAACAGGAGCAGAUGCAUACAAUCCAUCGUCUGCAUCCUCCCCAAUAAUAUCCCACCGAGAUAAAUUUAUAGAGCUAUUUAUACAUUUUGUAAAAAAUUUCCCAGAAACUAUCGCAGAUUUAAUUAAUACUCACUUCCCUCAGGGAAUAACACAAAUAGAAUCUAAACUUAAUAAAAACCAAAAUGAGUAAAGUUAAAGUCAUCCACUGGAACAUGAGUACACAGAAAAAAAUAAUUUUAAAAUGUCAAAUAAAUGAGUUAUUUAACUGCAUUUUAUUUCAAACAAAUAAUAAUUAUUUAGUUUGAACUAAUUUUGUUUUCUUAAAAUAAAUCAACUUAUUUGAUUAUUUUUUAAAAUUUGUUUGACUUAUUAAACUGUUGCAUCAAACAAAAAUUAUUUGUAUUUAACAAAUAAUUUUUGAAACAAUAUUUUAUUUUAGCCAAAUAACGAUUUAUUUAUUACAAAUAAAUAUGUAUUUACUCCUCAAAUUUUGCCAAAUC
Messenger RNA from Brassicogethes aeneus, 2074 nucleotides. The record is from the annotation of a GenBank genome assembly. Lineage: Eukaryota; Metazoa; Arthropoda; Insecta; Coleoptera; Nitidulidae.